ACGGCGGGAAUCAACUAUACCAGGUCAUCAGCCUUCACAGCAGCAGGAUCGCCUUCCGUUAAUCAGGCUCGGCGGUAGCAGAUACCCUCGUUCACGACGGGCUCGCCGACUGCACACGCCACCAAGAACUUCCGGAGCGCCGGGUCGCACUUCCGGGGUCAAGGGACCGGUAAUCGUGA
Messenger RNA from Pelobates cultripes (western spadefoot toad), 179 nucleotides. The record is from the annotation of a GenBank genome assembly. Lineage: Eukaryota; Metazoa; Chordata; Amphibia; Anura; Pelobatidae.